AUGGGCAAAUUAAGCUUUAAAAAACUACUUACCCUUCUCCUCCUUGUCCAGUUCUUGUGCGUUGUUGCUUCUGCCUCUUCUAUUGAAGAGGCAAAUGCUCUCCUAAAAUGGAAAGCUAGCUUUGAAAAUCAAACAAAAUCUUGGUUAACUUUAUGGACUCUGGUUUCUCCUAAUGCCACCAACUCUAAGCCACUCACAACCCCAUGUUCUUGGCUUGGAGUUUCAUGCAAUUUAGCUGGAAGUUUCAUCAAAAUAAACCUUACUAGUUUUGGUUUAAAUGGUACGCUGUAUGAGUUUUUAACCUCCUCUUUCCCUAAUCUUAAAUAUGUUGAUUUUGCAGUAAAUUCACUCUCUAGUGUUAUUCCAUCUCAGAUUGGUAACCUGUCAAAGCUCAUUUAUCUUGACCUAUUCUUUAAUCAUUUCUUUGGAAAAAUCUCACCUGAAAUUGGUCUCCUAACAAAUCUUCAGAUCCUACACCUUGAUGAAAACCAAUUGAAUGGCAUAAUUCUAUUUGAAAUUGGUCAGUGUCGAUCUUUUAAUGAGCUUGCCUUGUAUAACAACAGUCUAGACGGUCAAAUUCCUGCUUCUCGUGAUAAUCUGAACAACCUGGUUAGGUUAUAUCUCUACAAUAAUUCGCUUUCAGGCCUCAUUCCUUCCAGUUUUGGAAAUUUUACUAAGCUUAUUGUGUUGCAUGCCUUUGACAAUCAACUUUCUAGUCCCAUUCCUAAGGAAUUAGGAAAUUUGAAGUGUCUUGAACAUUUAAGCCUUUAUUCAAACAAUCUUUUUGGUUUUAUUCCAACAUCAUUGGGUAGCCUGACAAACCUCACUUACCUUCAUCUCUAUGGAAAUCAGCUUUCUGGUCUUAUUCCUGAAGAGCUUGGAAACUUAAAAUCUCUCAUAGAUCAAGAGUUGAGUGUAAACCAAUUAAAUGGUUUGCUUCCUCCUUCGUUUGGCAAUUUGAUUAAUUUAGAAAUAUUAUAUCUUCGCCAAAACCAACUUUCUAGAUCUAGUCCUCAAGAAAUGGGAAAUCUCAUGAAAUUGUCAGUACUGCAACUAGACAUAAACCAGUUUACUGGUCCUUUGCCCAACAUUUGCCAAGGUGGUUCACUUGCAUGCUUCAGUGCAAACAACAAUAAUCUCACAGGUAACAUCCCUAAAGGCUUGAAAAACUGCACAAACUUGCUAAGACUCUGUCUUGAAGUCAAUCAACUCAUUGGAGAUUUAGCAGUAGUGUUCGGUAUCUGUCCAAAGCUGAGCUUCAUAGACAUUAACCAUAACAAAUUCCAUGGUGAAAUAUCAUCUAAAUGCGGAAGUUGUCCAAAUUUAAGUUCCUUACUCGUGGUGAGAAACAAUAUCACUGGAAUCAUACUACCAGAGAUUGGAAAUGCAACUCAGAUACAAUCACUUGAUCUUUCUUCCAACAAUUUAGUUAGGAGGAUUCCAAAGACAUUGGGGAAGUUGACUACUCUUAUUAAGGUCAACUUUAGUGACAAUCAACUUUCUGAUGUCAUACCUCCAGAAAUUGGACUACUGACUAAUCUUGAGUCUUGGACUUGUCCUUAA
Molecule: messenger RNA, 1563 nt
Organism: Mangifera indica (mango)
Lineage: Eukaryota; Viridiplantae; Streptophyta; Magnoliopsida; Sapindales; Anacardiaceae
Product: MDIS1-interacting receptor like kinase 2-like
Exons: 2
Coding region: 1-1563 (520 amino acids)
Molecular function (GO): protein binding
Source: RefSeq, a predicted model, not a curated record